Molecule: messenger RNA, 1872 nt
Organism: Cyprinus carpio (common carp)
Lineage: Eukaryota; Metazoa; Chordata; Actinopteri; Cypriniformes; Cyprinidae
Product: cytochrome P450, family 7, subfamily A, polypeptide 1b
Biological process (GO): cholesterol homeostasis; bile acid biosynthetic process
Molecular function (GO): heme binding; oxidoreductase activity, acting on paired donors, with incorporation or reduction of molecular oxygen; steroid hydroxylase activity
Source: RefSeq, a predicted model, not a curated record
GUGUGUGUGUGUUCACUGUGUUGCGUCAAACCUGCUGCGAGGCGCGUCUAAAGGCGAGGUCAGGGAACAAGCUAUCAAAACGUAGAUUAGGGGGAAGAGUAAAACGCAGGUUACCCGAAAUGGCUACCUUUCUUGUCAUUAUUACGACAAUUCUUCUCACAUUUUGCAUAGUGUGGAUAUGCGGCCACUUACGAAAAAGGCGAAAAGGGGAGCCUCCAUUGAUUACUGGUUGGCUGCCAUUCAUUGGUGUCACAUUGGAUUAUGUUUCAAACCCUUUAGGCUUCUUAAGAGAGACUCAGAAAAAAUAUGGGAAUGUUUUCACAUGUAAGAUUGCUGGGAAGUACUUCACUUUUGUAACAGACCCUUUUUCUUUCUCCAUUGUGAUGCGGCAAAGCAAAAAUCUUGACUUUCAGAAGUUUGCUGUUGGUUUUUCACACCGGGUCUUUGGUCAUGCUGACUUUAGCUCUUCACUGUUCAGUGAGAGUUAUAGGGAAGUUCACAGCAUUUUUCGACAGACACUUCAAGGCCUGUCCCUGCAGCAGCUAACAGAGACCAUGCUAAGCAAUCUGCAGAUGGUUUUGGAACGUGGUCUACCAUAUGAGCAUGACUGGCUUGAAGAGGGUCUUCAGAGCUUCACAAACCGCAUCAUGUUUGAGGCAGGGUUUCUCACUCUGUUUGGAAAGGAUGCAGGGUUUCUACAGGCCGAUGGCACGUCAGGCACCAGAAUAUGGAUGCAGAAAGCGGUGCAAGACUUUUUGGCAUUUGAUCGUGCUUUCCCUUUACUGGCUGCAGGGGUUCCCAUUGGUCUGUGUGCUGAAGCAUGGCAAGCAAGGGAAGCCUUAGCAGAGGAACUGCUACAUGAUAAGCUUCAUCACCGGAAAUGCAUCUCAGAUCUGAUUCAGCGCAGAAUGGACGCAUUUGACCGCAUGCAUUUGGAUGAAACUGGAAAAGCAAGGACACAUGUGUGCAUGCUAUGGGCAUCACAGGCUAAUACUCUGCCAGCAGCUUUCUGGAGCCUGUACUACACAUUGAGGUCUGUUGAUGCUUUCACCGCUGCUUGCACAGAGGUCAAUAGGGUUUUUUCAGGUCAAUUAAUAAACAACCAGGACCAAACACUCUGCCUUUCUAGAGAGCAGCUGGACUCUAUGGCUGUAUUAGAAAGUAUUAUUGAAGAAGCCCUUCGGCUGUCUAGUGCCUCCAUGAUGAUACGUGUUGCCAGUAAUGACUUUACAUUGACACUGGAUUCAGGUCAGACAGCUGAUGUGAGAAAAGGAGAUUACAUUGCUCUUUACCCCCAACUUAUACACUUGGAUCCUGAAAUCUACCCAGAUCCUACAGAGUUCAAAUAUAACCGCUUCCUGGAUGAAAAAGGUCAACGAAAGAGUAAUUUCUUCAAAAAUGAGCGACGACUAAAGCAUUUCUUGAUGCCAUUUGGUUCUGGUGCUAGCGAGUGCCCUGGGCGUUUUUUUGCAGUACAUGAGAUUAAACAGUUCCUCGCACUGACACUGUGGCAUUAUGACCUACAGCUCAGAGAUCCUGAUGCCACUCUGGUUCCAGAUGGUACUCGUGCAGGCCUGGGUAUACUGCCACCAUCACGAGAUGUCCUUCUCAGAUACAGAAGGAAAACCAACACCACCACAGAACAGUUAAGAUAGGAAAUGGAAAGUAUAAGAUGCAAGAAAGAACAUGAAGAUCUUUGCCUAUAGGACAAGUGAAAUGGCAGUCUUUCUAGUUUCUAUAUGAUAAAUGAUGAUUUGAUUUGUUCUUAUUGGACUUUGUACGAUGGACUGAAAUCAAUGAAAAUGUAACAUUUCGCACAAAUGGGCUUAAUAAAUCAGCAACACAAUAGUAAACGGCUUAACAGCAACAAUA